Asparagus officinalis (garden asparagus) is the source of this 1148-nucleotide messenger RNA. RefSeq names its product NADH-ubiquinone oxidoreductase chain 6-like. Gene Ontology annotation, molecular function: NADH dehydrogenase (ubiquinone) activity. The record is from RefSeq and is a predicted model, not a curated record. NCBI's taxonomy places the organism in Eukaryota, Viridiplantae, Streptophyta, Magnoliopsida, Asparagales, Asparagaceae.
AUGAUACUUUCUGUUUCGUCGAGCCUGCUUUGGUCUUCUGGUUUGAUGGUUGUACGUGCUAAAAAUCCGGUACAUUCGUUUCGUUUCCCUCCAGUCUUUCGCGACACUUCUGGUUUACUUCUUUUUGUUAGUCUCGACUUCUCCGCUAUGAUCCCAGUAGUUCAUAUAGGAGCUAUUGCCGUUUCAUUCCUAUUCGUGGUUAUGAUGUUCAAUAUUCAAAUAGCGGAGAUUCACGAAGAAGUCUUGCGCUAUUUUCAGUUAGUGCGUAUUAUUGGACUGAUCCUUUGGUGGGAAAUGUUCUUCAUUUUAGAUAAUGAAACCAUUCCAUUACCAACCCCAAGAAAUACAGCCUCUCUUAAAUAUACGGUUAUUUGCCGGAAAUACGAAGGUUGGACUAAUUUGGAAACAUUAGGCAAUUACUUUUAUACCUACUAUUCCGCUGGUUUUGUUCCUAGUCUGAUUUUAUUAGUAGCCAUGAUUGGGGCUAUAGUAACUGACUAUGCAUGGACUACAAAGGUGAAAAGACAGGAUGUAUCACGAAUGCGUCUUGAUUCUAGGAGGACUAUAAUGAGGAGGACGACAGACCAAAUCGACAUCUCGCCUCACGCCUCCCGGUCGGCCCUGUUUGCGACCAGCGGGGGGGCUCCCGGUGGGAAUGGGAGAGCCUUCGCUAUCGCUCAUGACUUGUAUUGUAGUCUCUGUAGUCGAGUCGGCCUGCCUCCUUCAUUCGUUAAGCCAGUAGCUUCCGCGCUGCCUACAGACGUUAAGCUUCGCUCCCCCCCUACCUUUGAAAACCGCUACUGGCCUGCUAACCAGGAUCGCAAGGUUAACCUGACUAUCAUCCGAAUCUGUAUCUUUCCAGCUCUGCACCUUAUGUAAGAACAAAAGAAGAUUCUAUCCUCUUUAGAAGAUAGGGGAGCAGAGUCUUUUGUCUUUCACUUAUGUUAAGUUAAGCCGCUUUACUGAAUAGCUUGACCUUAAUAGCAAGCCGCCGUCUAUGGCAUCUAGCGUGAACCGGGAGGGCGGAGCAUACGUAAUAAGGAAAAUGCCUGAGGAAGAAUUAGCCCCAGGGUUUGAUAAGGACUGAGCGAGAGGUCGGGACGACCGCGGCCGAGCCAGGAUGGAUGGUAGUAGGAAAGGAGGCAUAG